Molecule: messenger RNA, 576 nt
Organism: Protobothrops mucrosquamatus (brown spotted pit viper)
Lineage: Eukaryota; Metazoa; Chordata; Lepidosauria; Squamata; Viperidae
Product: estradiol 17-beta-dehydrogenase 2-like
Exons: 5
Coding region: 1-576 (191 amino acids)
Source: RefSeq, a predicted model, not a curated record
AUGGCAGAGCCAGUUGAUUUCUGUGUUUUCAGCGUUCUGGUGACAGGAUCCAAUCGGGGUCUGGGUCUGGGUCUGGUAAAGAGAUUUCUGGAGCUGCCCUGUCCACCCAAAUGGGUCUUUGCUACAACUCGGGAUAUGGAGGCAGAGAAAAGUAAGGAGCUAAGAGAGCUGGCUUGCAAAUGUCCAAAUCUAGUGGUCUUGCAAUUAGAUGUUACUAAACCUGAAAGCAUCCAGGCCGCUCUGAAAGAAGUGCAGAAGUAUGUUGGAGAAGAUGGGCUGACCAUCCUGUACAACAAUGCUGGCACUUGGGACUUCAACGAUCUGCAAACAGCAAAUGCCAAAGAUAUGAUGGAAGUUUAUUCUGUCGAUACCAUUGGUGCACUACGAAUGAGUCAGGCCUUCCUACCCCUGCUGAAGAAGGCAGCCCGGAGAAGCCCAUGUCAAGGGCUGAGGAGCAGCAAGGCGGCUGUUAUCAACAUGUCCAGCAUUGUAGGCUCAAUUGAACUUAUGGCUUAUUGGGACCAAUAUCAAGUCAUUGGAUACCGCUGUGCUAAGCAUCAGGCUCUUCUCCAGUGA